This is a messenger RNA of Tetranychus urticae (two-spotted spider mite), 5376 nucleotides long. RefSeq lists its product as uncharacterized. Gene Ontology annotation, biological process: cell fate specification; cell migration; nervous system development. Gene Ontology annotation, molecular function: beta-catenin binding; microtubule binding; gamma-catenin binding. The record is from RefSeq and is a predicted model, not a curated record. NCBI's taxonomy places the organism in Eukaryota, Metazoa, Arthropoda, Arachnida, Trombidiformes, Tetranychidae. Gene Ontology annotation, cellular component: catenin complex; beta-catenin destruction complex; cytoplasmic microtubule.
AAAUUUGGUUAAGCUGUGUAACCGCUUCGCCGAUCAAUAAAUGAAUUGAACAGUUUUCUUUUUGUUUUGCUCUUCUGAUGUGCUUUAAUUUCAAUUUUUAAUUAAUUUCAGCUUGAUUGUGAUAUUUUAUCAAUUUGACAUCACUUUAAUUAAUGACUCAAUGGUAAUAUUCAACCAUCGUUAACUCUAGAAAAUGUGCUUUUAUUUGUUUUGGUUCAUCAAAGGUCUUCUUUAAUUACUCUUAUGCUUCCUCUAUUGCAAUAUUAGUCGUCUGUCACUCCUUUUCCUAAAAUCAUUAAACUUCUGUGUGCCAAUUAUUCAAUGAUUGACUUGCUGGUUUGGAUUUACUCGAGAUUUACUUGAGAUUUACCGUUUAAACUAUAGAUCUACGCAUUGGUUAAAAGACUAUGAAUAUUGGCCGAUAAAACAACUGACCUGACAAGAUGAUAAAUAGCUUCAAUCAAUCGACUAUGUCAUUUGAAUCAAGCAUCUCUCAGAGGGGAGAUGAUGAACUUGACACCUGCUCGAUAAUUAGUUUUGGAUCCCACCGGUCAAAUAAUAAGGCCAGUUCUGCUUAUAAAAACCAGCAACAAUUGGAGGUCAAAGUGGAGACAGUUUAUUCGCUUCUCUUUAUGUUAACAUGUAAUAACAUCAAGGAAGAGAUGUGUAACAAGUUUUAUUCAAUGUCGCUGGACAAAAGGAUCUCAUUGGAAAUGCGAAGUCAUGGAUGUAUUCCUUUAUUGAUUCAAUUGAUUCAUCCAAUUGGAGAAGAUACAAGGUACCAUGAUGAAGAUAGAGUUGACUGUUUUGCCGAUAAUCUUGAUAGUGACAGAGAGAAUAAUGGUGAUUUUGAUUAUGAUGAUAAUGACGGUUGCAAUGGUUUUCAUUUCGGUUCCAGAUCAAGAAACCCAGGAGAAGAAAAUCUUAAAGAAUUGGAAAUACGAAAUAAAGCUGCAAUUGCUCUGAGAAAUAUUGUAAAAUACAGUGAAGACACCAAAGCCGGUAAAAAGGAAAUAAAAGUGCUUCAACUUCUGGAGGAAAUUCGAGGGUUUUGUGACAAAUUUAAACGUGGUAAAGGAGAUUUAAGUAUUUCUAUGGAUCAUCCAAGUGAAGCAACAUCUCAUUUAAUGAAAAUUUCAUUUGAUGAGGAACAUCGAGUCGCUAUUUGUCUUCUUGGUGGACUCCAUGCAAUCGCUGAAUUAAUAUUUUUUGAUACUAAAUAUCAUGGAAACACAACAUCACCGCAAUGCAUUACUGUGAGACGUUAUGCUUUCAUGGCUUUAACCAAUCUUACAUUUGGUGAUGGAACCAAUAAAUCAAUUUUAUGUUCCAAUAAAUUAUUUAUUAGAAGUCUCAUUGAACAAUUGUAUUCGCCAUCAGAAGAGCUUCGUCAAGUGACGGCUUCAGUUUUAAGAAAUUUAUCCUGGAAAGCAGAUGAUCAAGGAAAAGACACUCUCCGAGAAAUGGGUGCAGUUCGUAUGCUCAUGAGAGCUGCUCUUGAAGCAAGGAAAGAAUCUACUCUCAAAUCAAUUUUAACAGCUCUUUGGAAUCUGUCAGCACAUUCAACAACGAACAAAGCAGAGAUUUGUGCCGUUGAAGGUGCUCUUAAAUUUUUGGUAUCAACUUUGAAUUACCAAUCACCCAACAAUACCAUGGUAAUAAUUGAGAAUGGUGGUGGAAUACUGAGAAAUGUUUCAAGUUACAUUGCUCGGCAUGAGCAUUUACGAACAAUCCUUCGAGAGUUUGAUACUCUUUUCAUUCUCUUAGAACAGCUCAAAUCACCUUCUUUAACGAUUGUCUCUAAUGCUUGUGCUACCCUUUGGAACCUUUCCGCUCGCUGUCUUCAAGAUCAAUUGAAACUCGUUGAAUUGGGUGCCAUUCCCAUGCUGCGAAAUCUUGUCAACUCAAAGCACAAGAUGAUCUCAAUGGGUUCAGCAGCAGCUUUGAAAAAUCUUUCCUCGGUGAAAAAUUUUCAUGAAGCUGAUUCAAGCUGUUCCUCGUCCUCACGAAACUCGUCUUGUUCACCUAAUACAACCAGCACUCCUACCCUUCUUGCUCGUAAAACAAAUAACUUUCGACCAGAAUUGGAUGACAGUUUGUCCGAAACUUGUGAUAACCUUGAAUCUCCUAAAUCAAGUCCUGCUCAUGUUCGUCGAUUUCAACCUCCACCACCAAUAUCCAGAUAUGAUUUGCCCGAUCGAAUGUACACUUCAUUCACUGUUCCCACCUUAUCAAAUCCCUAUCCUUACAUGUCCAAAUCAUCAAGUAAGGAUAGUCUUGGAAGCACACAUUCAGAACCAGUUUAUUAUCCAUUCAAUCAAACUCACAAUUUACCCAAUAAUAACGGCCAAAUUCAACUUGCACCAACUCUUUCUCGCUCAUCAUCUCAUGGUUUUAAUCCUCCUUUGCCUCCAGUCUCACAAAAUAUAUCAUCUUUCUCCAACGACUUGAGUCAUCUUUUCCAUGCAUAUCCAAUCAAGGUAGCUGGUGAUAACUGGGAAAAAAAUCAACCUUCAACUCUAGUGAGAACCAACUCUGAUUCAUUUGAUAAAACAAUAUUGGAAAAUGCUCAGCGUAAUGUUGAAAGUCUUUUAUCUUCACAAAAAGGACAGUUAUUCACUUCAUGCUUAAACUCACUUCAAUCAGGAGUCAAAAGUGCAAGUGAUGACAAUGUAACUCUAGCUACAAAAGAUUCACCAAAUGAGCAACCAAGACGUAAACUAAGCGUUGAUGGCUCAGAAAGCGAAAUUGUUAAACAAGCUUCAGACUGUGAAGGACUAGAUAAGCUUACGAAGUCGAUAUCUGAGGGUAGAUCCCUCAAUAGACUUACCUACACUUGUUCAAGACCCACCAAUAAACCUACCGAAUUUAAAUCGCCAUGCAAUCUGAUUGAACUUCCAUCUAUAAACUCUAAAAAGGUUAAAAGUGAAAUAAUUGAAGAGGAAAAUGAAGAAAUUUUGAAGAAAGAAGAAACGGUGACAAAAAGUUCAGAUGAUAAUGAAUUAAUUACUAAUCCAGCUCAAAACAUUUCCAUCAUUUCUCAAAAUCAAUCGAUUAGUUUUGGUGACAAUUGUAUUACCUCAACAGAUGUAACGCCGUUAAUGUUUUCAAGAACAAGUUCACUUGGUUCAAUUUCGGGCUUAGAAGCAAAAUCAAAUGCUACUUCGCAAUCAUCUGUUCGCUCUGAAUUCAGUAAAAUUGCCAGUGGCCCUGUUUCACCAACAGAUUUACCGGAUUCACCUACUCAGACAGAAUCUUUAACAUGUUUGUUAAACGGUUAUCCUGAUGACAAAAUUCAAACAAAUGUGCAAUCAUUUCAACCAUUUGAUUUAAAAGCUGUUGAAAAAAUCCAUUGUUUUGGUGCAAAAUCGUCUGAAGAGCAUUUAAAAUCAAAUCAAGAGAAAAUUUCCGGACUUAUUUCUACUCAAAUUAAUGAAUCUAUUUGCACAAAAGUUGAAAAAGCUACUCAAAUCAUUAAUCAAGUCCAAGAAGCUUGUAACCGUGGGAUCGCUGAGAACAACAUGGAUUCAAUGAAAGGAAGCAACAGCAAUGAUAUUCUUAGUCAACCAAUUGCUCAUGAAUCCAUCUCAUUGUAUUCACUUGAAUCUAGCGACAUCAACAGUAUUAAACCUCCUUCAUGUAUUGAUGAGGCUUCAUUAAGCUUGGAAUCAUCCAAUUUCCAAUCCAUGGAGUUCACUACCAAACCUGCUCCUCCAAAAGUUGUUUCAACCAUUUUAUCUGCCCAAGCUCGUAAAAAUGGUAACAUUGAAGGACUUUUAGAAAGCACUAAUCCACCCUCUGAUAUGGAUGCCAUCUCUGGCCUUUCGAGUAGCUGUGGAUCUAUAAACUCUAUAGAUUCUGAAUUAAAUGAUUUGACCUUUCCUGUGGUAAAAGAGUUUGAUUUGGAAGCAACAAAGUUGAUUGCUAAACAAACCCAAGACAUUAUUCAAUUGACAGAAUCACAUAAUGAUCCAUCAAACGUUCCUCCUAAACCAACUUUACAACGAACUGAUACCUUCAAUUGUGAUGGACAAAAUGAAUCCGAAGAUGAUUCUAAGGCAACCUAUGUUUGUUCCCCUCGAAAAGCACGGAUUGUUAAACCAGUUCUUCGAAUUCAACCUUCAAAUAAUCAAAACAAUAAUGAUCAUGGCAAUUCUUUUAUAAGACGAUUUAACAGCUCAUCAUCAUCUUCAUCAUCCACAGUCAAUCACUCAUCAAACGACUCGAUUGUCACCAAAAAUAAAUCUAUAGUCAUCAAAAGAACUAAGACAACAACUCUUCGUGCUAAUCGAUCAAAAUCAACACAUGAAGUUCAAAAUGAGAAUAGUAACACUGGACAUAGCACUUCUGUUCCAACAACACCGGUUAAAAAGGCAUCUUCCAAUGGCAACUUUUCCUCGAAAACUUUUGUGGUCCGUAAAAGAGUUGGUAACAUUCCAGGUGGAACUUCAGAAAAUGAUAAUUGUAGUAAUAUUAAUACCAUUAACGCAAGUGGAAUUAAAAAUCGUUCAGUUUCAACAAAUAAAAUGUGCAAUUCGGCUUCCAUCCAUAAUAUUGAUAAAAUGAAUGGAAAUUUUCAAUCAUCUGUAUUAUCUGGUCAUAACAAUUCAUCCACAAUCUCAUCUUUGAACAAAAAGACUCCAGUCCAGAGUAAAAUUGCUUCCCUUUGGAAACGCUCUCAUCCAGAGAAAGAAAACGUUACAACUCAAGGUUAUGUUCCUCCAAAAGGUGACAACAGUUCUAACCUGGUUAAAUCAAACAAGGCAACUGGAACUGGUAAAACGAUACCAACUUCAUCUACAACAAUAACGUCGCCCUCAAAUUCAACUGCUAAUAAUUCAUCACCGGCAACAGUAACUUUAACUCGGAGUUCAACUUAUGAGAAGCUUCCCACAUCGCCCAGUGAAGCUAUUAAGAUGCAAUCUAAUUUACCACCUUCACGAAAAGAAACCAAAGAGAUGCCUAGUCGUGUACCUUUGACCAAAAAUCGAAUAAGACCAGCUCAAGAUCAAAUAACAGCUACUUUAAAGCAAUCAAAAAUUGUGCGAUUAGAGAAGCGAAAAGCAUCACUGGUAAAUUGAUUGUAAUCAACAAUUUAAGAGGAAAUUGUCAAAACAAUGCGGAAUUAUGACUAAUUUUCAGAUAAAUGUCCAUUGAAUGUGCAAAGUAAAUUAUUGUAGAGUAUGAAGCAGUUUGUUUUUAUACCAUUUUGUGAUGCUAACCAAAGCUAACCAGCAGAAAUGGCAGUUGAAGGUUACUUUGAAAUCUUCUGAUUACUUUAAUGUCAACUGUCAUCACUAGUCAGUGUAUAUCAAUUGUAAUCACCUGAAACAUGAAAAAGAACCUCCAAUACUCAUUAAAUACCUUCUGAUUACA